AUGGGCGCCCACGGCUCCUGCUGCUCCUGCGAGGACGAGAGAUCAACUAAUUAUUCCGAAGACGGAAAGAAAGUCAGAAGAGAAGCUCGGAAGAGGCUUCCCAACGAGUUCACCAUCGUCGUCGACAGGAGGAACGGGGAGGGCUUGGGGCUCGACGCGACUCCCGAGAAGGGGUCGCUGACGAUCAAGAGAGUGACUCCCGGCGGCCUCGUGGACAAGUGGAACUGCGCCCUCCGCGAGGGCCACGCCGAGCGCGUCGGCCCCGACAUGCGCGUCGUGGAGGUCAACGGCCGCUACAACAGCGCCAUGCAGCUGAUAGCCGCCUGCCGGGAGCAGGAGGUAUUGCACAUCACGGUGGCUCCGAAACACGACUCGUCUUCGUAA
Messenger RNA from Prorocentrum cordatum, 384 nucleotides. Lineage: Eukaryota; Dinophyceae; Prorocentrales; Prorocentraceae. The record is from the annotation of a GenBank genome assembly.